AUGGCAGCCAAUCCCGUCAAUCAGAAUGGUCUUUUUGUACAUGAAAAUACCAGCGCCCCUGAGCAUCCCAGCUUGAUGCAGAUGUUCUCCCUCAAGGGCAAAACUGCUAUCGUUACGGGUGCUGGUGCUGGUAUUGGCCUCGCCGUGGCUCAAGGUCUGGCCGAAGCAGGCGCCAACGUUGCUAUGUGGUGGGGUGGCAAUGCUAAGUGCCUUGAACGGGCGGCUGAGAUUUCCUCGAAGUACGGUGUACAAACUAAGGCUUACCAGGUCGACAUCACCAAUGCUAAGGCUGUCCAGGAGGCCGUUGAUCAGACUGUGAAGGACUUCAAUGGCCGUCUAGACGUCUUCAUUGCCAAUGCUGGUAUCCCAUGGACCAAGGGACCAAUGGUCGAUGGUCCCCUCGAUCACUACUCCAGUGUGGUCGACAUUGAUCUGAACGGUACCUUCUAUUGCGCCAGAGCUGCCGCCGGCCACUGGAGGAGGCAAAAGGAGGAAGGAACCGACAUCAAUGGGAACAAGCUUUCCAACUUCACAUAUGGCAGCUUCGUGGCAACCGCGUCUAUGAGCGGUCACAUCGUGAACGUCCCCCAGAUGCAGGCUGCUUACAAUGCUGCCAAGGCGGGUGUGAUUCACCUUUGCAAAUCUCUUGCUGUCGAGUGGGUCAAGUUCGCUCGUGCCAACACCGUUUCCCCUGGUUAUAUCGCUACGGAGAUCUCCAGCUUCGUACCUGCGGAGACCAAGAGUAUCUGGAAAGAUAAGAUCCCCAUGGGCCGUGAAGGCCGUGCAGAAGAAUUGAAGGGUGCCUACCUCUACCUAGCUUCGGAUGCGUCCAGUUACACCACUGGUGCAGACCUCGUGGUCGAUGGCGGCUACUGUGCACCAUAA
Molecule: messenger RNA, 885 nt
Organism: Aspergillus clavatus NRRL 1
Lineage: Eukaryota; Fungi; Ascomycota; Eurotiomycetes; Eurotiales; Aspergillaceae
Product: putative carbonyl reductase
Exons: 3
Coding region: 1-885 (294 amino acids)
Cellular component (GO): intracellular anatomical structure
Molecular function (GO): oxidoreductase activity, acting on NAD(P)H, oxygen as acceptor
Source: RefSeq, a predicted model, not a curated record